Adineta ricciae is the source of this 423-nucleotide messenger RNA. The record is from the annotation of a GenBank genome assembly. Lineage: Eukaryota; Metazoa; Rotifera; Eurotatoria; Adinetida; Adinetidae.
AUGACUACUCCAAGGCCGAGUGACCGUGGAAAAUGUCAUUUUUAUGGCCUAAAUUCAACGUAUGCGACUACAAUGUGGCAAAUAGUUGAUAUGACAACAUCAAUCAAUCCAGCUCCUAUUGACAAUCAAAUCGUUCGAUUCAAUCUUUCUGCAUGGCUUGGUGAUUAUGCCAGAGACGAAGACGCUGCUGGAAUAUUAUUCACAUUUUUAACUCAAGCUAACCAAACUGUAGGCAAUACUACUACUCUUGGACCAGUUUCACCUGCAGACCGUAACAGCGCAACAUUAGUUUAUCGACAAAUAAAUGGACAAGUACCUAUUGGUGCCCGUCGUUUUAAACUUUUAGUCACAAUCACUCGCGUGUCGGGCUCUAUUAAUGACGGCGACGUUGAUAAUAUUGCGCUUUGGUUCUAUCGUUUAUAA